UACUGCAUAACAUAUGCACUACUGCAUAACCGCUGAUAACACCCUAUUUCCCAUGUUACUCAAACAAUUCAGAGUGAAGUUAAAAGUUCCUAUCUGACCGUGCGAUUGAUUGAACUCUUCCACGCAAGUGCGAUAUAUUUGUACUUUUCCUCAGCAUAGUCCUCAAUGGAAUCAGCAUGGCAGAGAGUGGAAUCAAUGCACCACUGGAUUCUGGAGAAUGGGGAUAAGCGGACGGACCCAUGGCUUCUAAUCUACUCUCCUGUACCGAUCAUCUGUAUAUUUUUGUGCUAUCUUGGUAUUAUUUGGAUUGGACCCAAGCUUAUGAAACACAAGGAACCAAUGAACAUAAAAGCAUUGCUUAUUGUGUACAACUUUGCCAUGGUCGGUUUGUCCAUUUACAUGUUCCAUGAGUUCUUCGUUACAUCUUGGCUGGCAAACUACAGUUUUCUGUGUCAACCUGUGGACUACAGCCCCAGCCCACUAGGAAUGAGGGUGAUUACAUCUGUCACACUUUCUGUUUAG
Molecule: messenger RNA, 522 nt
Organism: Sinocyclocheilus rhinocerous
Lineage: Eukaryota; Metazoa; Chordata; Actinopteri; Cypriniformes; Cyprinidae
Product: elongation of very long chain fatty acids protein 4-like
Exons: 4
Coding region: 166-522 (118 amino acids)
Biological process (GO): fatty acid elongation, polyunsaturated fatty acid; sphingolipid biosynthetic process; very long-chain fatty acid biosynthetic process
Cellular component (GO): endoplasmic reticulum membrane
Molecular function (GO): fatty acid elongase activity
Source: RefSeq, a predicted model, not a curated record